Messenger RNA from Rotaria sp. Silwood2, 1617 nucleotides. NCBI's taxonomy places the organism in Eukaryota, Metazoa, Rotifera, Eurotatoria, Philodinida, Philodinidae. The record is from the annotation of a GenBank genome assembly.
AUGUGCAUUAAAACUACGAAAUUUCGUGAAGGAGCACGAAAUAUUAUUAAAAAAUGUACCAAUGCAACUAAUAUGGAUGUUGUUAUUUUUACUGGAUCAGGAACAACAGGUGCUAUUAGUAAACUUGUCAAUGUUUUACAUCUGAAAGAUGAAAACGUUCGAAGUACAACUGUUGUUUUUAUUAGUACAUUCGAACACCAUUCAAAUAUUUUACCAUGGAAAGAAGCUGGAGUUGAGUUUCUACGCAUUCCUAAUGAUAAACACGGUCUUAUUGAUCGAAGUUUUUUAAAAAAACAAUUAAAAUAUUAUCAUGAUAAAGUUAAAAAACAUAUUAUUUGUACAUUUAAUGCUGCCAGUAAUGUAACUGGUAUUAGAACUGAUGUUGAUCGUAUUUCAAAACUUAUCCAUAAAUAUGAUGGUUGGAUUUUUUGGGAUUAUGCAGCAGCAGCACCUUAUGUUAAAAUUGAUAUGAAUCCAUCAGAAAUGGCUUAUAAAGAUGCCGUUUUCAUUUCCACGCACAAGUUUGUUGGUGGACCAUCGACACCAGGUAUUUUAAUUGCUAAGAAAAAACUUUUUACCAAUGAAAUUCCAUCUGAACCUGCAGGUGGUACAGUAGAAUAUGUAAUUCCAACGCAUGUUGAAUACAUAAAAGAUAUAGAAACACGUGAAGAAGGUGGAACACCCGAUAUUCUUGGUAGUAUUCGAGCUGGCUUAGUCUUUCAUUUAAAGGAAUCUGUUGGUUGUCAUACAAUUGAAGCACGUGAAAAUACAUUAGUUGCAACAUUUUUUGCAAAAUUUCGCAAUCAUAGAAAACUAAUUAUACUUGGAUCAACAAAUGUUCCUCGAUUAGCAAUAUUCUCAUUUCUGGUUUAUGUACCAUUAUUUGGUAAAUAUGUGCACCAUAAUUUUAUUUGUGUUUUAUUAAAUGAUUUAUUUGGUAUUCAAGUACGAUCAGGAUGUGCUUGUGCUGGACCUUAUGUUUUAGAUCUACUUGGUAUUAAUAAUCAAACAGCAGAAAUUUUUACAAAAUUUAUUACAGCUGAUGAAAAUGGUCGAUUUACUGGAAUUCCCAAAAUUGACUUAAUGAAACCUGGUUUUACUCGACUUAAUUUAUCAUAUUUUGCAAGUGAUGAAGAAGUUGAUUAUAUUUUAAAUGCAAUUGAAUUUAUUGCAAAUAAUGGAUGGAAAUUUUUACCAUUAUAUACUUAUGAUCCAGAAACGGCUGUUUGGCGUCCUCGUACGAUGCCAUCAGAAAAUUAUUUUUCACAAUUUCAUAGUCUUCAAAUGAUUACUUAUGAAAAUGGUACAAUGGAAGCGAAUUUUCGACAGAAACAAAUUAAACUUUAUAAUUCAAAUGCUCCUCACUUAAUUAAAAACUCAUCUUCAGAUGAUCCGAUCGAAGAAGCUAAAUCAAUGGUAAAUAAUAUACCAAAAUAUGUUUAUGAAAAUAUUGAUUUUCGAACUGAUCCCCCAUUAAAUAUUCCAGAUGAAUAUCAAGAUUUUAUUUGGUUUGUUUUACCUAAAGAAAUUAUUCGAAAAAUAAUUAUUCAGUUUGAACAAAAUCAAGAAAACAAUUGUAAACCAGUAAUAUUUCGUCCAAAAAUGUACAAUGAAUAA